AUGUGGCUGGGGCUUCACCGGCCUCACUAUGUCUGCCAUUGUGCCAUUUUCAAUUUUCAGAGUCUGUUGACUGUAAUCUUGCUGCUUAUAUGUACCUGUGCUUAUAUCGGAUCCUUGGUACCCAGCCUCCUGGAUGGAAAUAAAACUGGAUUGUUUGCUGUAUUUUGGAAGUGUGCCAGAAUUGGUGAACGGAAGAGACCUUAUGUCGCAGUGCGCUGCAUAGUGAUGGCUUUCAGCAUCCUCUUCAUGCAGUAG
Messenger RNA from Nyctereutes procyonoides (raccoon dog), 255 nucleotides. Its product is annotated as protein kish-A-like. The record is from RefSeq and is a predicted model, not a curated record. The transcript has a single exon. NCBI's taxonomy places the organism in Eukaryota, Metazoa, Chordata, Mammalia, Carnivora, Canidae. Gene Ontology annotation, biological process: protein secretion; intracellular transport. The coding region runs from base 1 to 255 and encodes 84 amino acids.